This is a messenger RNA of Aspergillus terreus NIH2624, 3105 nucleotides long. Its product is annotated as exosome catalytic subunit DIS3. Gene Ontology annotation, molecular function: RNA binding; 3'-5'-RNA exonuclease activity; endonuclease activity. Lineage: Eukaryota; Fungi; Ascomycota; Eurotiomycetes; Eurotiales; Aspergillaceae. The transcript is spliced from 2 exons. Gene Ontology annotation, cellular component: cytoplasmic exosome (RNase complex); nuclear exosome (RNase complex). Gene Ontology annotation, biological process: rRNA catabolic process. Bases 1 to 3105 code for a protein of 1034 amino acids. The record is from RefSeq and is a predicted model, not a curated record.
AUGAAAAGUCUACGACGGGAUCUUUCGACAGAUCCGCACGCCGCAAAUGUCACCAGCAAAAUCUUUGUCCGGUCCACGAAAAGUGGAAAGGUUCAAAAGAUUGUUCGAGAGCUUUACUUGAGACAGGACAUUCCUUGUUCAUCCAAGCUAUGCUCGAUCUGCCCAUCUGUUGCGCCCACAGAUGCAAAUGGAAACAUUGCGCCGUUCGUCCUUUCGGACCAACCUGCUGGCACAACGGCCUUCCCCCGCGGCCAUUACCUCGUCCCCGAUACGAAUGCGCUGUUAAAUGGAAUGGACCUGUUUGAACACACUGGAGCCUUCUACGACGUGGUCAUCCUUCAGACCGUUCUCGAAGAACUUAAGAACCAGUCGCUGCCCCUCUACAAUCGCCUGCUUUCCUUAAUUAAGACCGACGAAAAACGCUUCUACCUAUUCUUCAACGAAUUUCGGCUAGAGACUCAUGUUCGGAGAAACCCAGACGAAUCGAUCAAUGAUCGGAAUGAUCGCGCCGUUCGCGCCGUUGCGAAAUGGUACACCGAGCACCUCCGAGCGGCGGCGAAGAGGGGAAAGAAGGAGAAGAACCUACCAACCAUUGUCGUGCUUACAGAUGAUAAAGAAAAUUUGCGAAAGGCAAAGGAGGAGGGUGUGACGGCCCUGUCGCUGUCGGAUUAUGUUUCCGGCCUCGAGGAUUCGGACAGACUGCUCGACAUGAUUAACGAGUCAAGGGAAGCAAGAGAAGCAAAGGGCGCUCGUGGGGAACUCUUCUACCCCGAAUACUACACCAUGUCGAAGAUCAUGACUGGCCUGAGGGCUGGUACGCUACAUCAGGGUGUGUUCAACGUGUCGCCUUACAACUACCUGGAAGGUUCUGUCAGUGUUGCGGCAUUCGACAAACCGCUGAUUAUUUUGGGCCGUGAAAACAGCAACCGCGCCAUCUCUGGGGAUGUUGUGGUGAUCGAAGUCUUACCCAAAGACCAGUGGAAGGCGCCUUCGACCAAGAUUGUCGAAGAAGAGGCCGUGACAAAGAACGACAACCCGGAAAGUGAAGACACGGAAACUGUGGUGACAGAAAGGGAACGGAAGGCGCUUCAAGAAGAAGUCAAGAAGGCGCAUGGAAAGAACUCUGAGGGUAAACCCCAGCCAACGGCUAAAGUUGUCGGUGUCGUGAAAAGAAAUUGGCGGCAGUACGUCGGGCAUGUUGACUCCGGCUCAACAGGUGCGCAGGGUACCUCCGGACGACGACAACAGACGGUCUUUGUUUUGCCCAUGGAUAAACGUGUGCCGAAGAUCAGAGUCCGGACUCGUCAAGCUGCCGACCUUCUGGGACAGCGGAUUUUGGUUACUAUUGAUGCCUGGGAUCGUGAUUCCAGAUACCCUACCGGGCACUUCAUUCGCUCACUCGGAGAGCUGGAGACCAAGGGCGCCGAAACAGAAGCCUUGUUGCUGGAGUAUGAUGUGCAGUACAAGCCCUUCCCCAAGGCAGUCUUGGACUGCCUUCCUCCAGAGGGCCAUGACUGGAGAGUUCCAGCUAGCAAGGACAAUGUUGGCUGGAAGGGACGGAGAGAUCUCCGUGAUCUUCUCAUUUGCAGCAUUGACCCUCCUGGCUGUCAGGAUAUUGAUGAUGCUCUGCACGCACGCCCGCUGCCGAAUGGUAACUUUGAAGUUGGUGUUCACAUUGCUGACGUAUCGCACUUCGUUAAGCCCAACAAUGCUAUGGAUCUCGAAGCCAGCCUUCGCGGAACAACAGUCUACUUGGUGGACAAGCGUAUCGAUAUGCUUCCGCAUCUUCUUGGAACGGACCUUUGUUCUCUGAAGCCUUACGUGGAACGGUAUGCUUUCUCUGUGCUCUGGGAAAUGACUCCCAACGCGGAGGUAGUCUCUGCUGAUUUCACGAAAUCUGUCAUUCGUUCCCGGGAAGCUUUCAGUUAUGAGCAGGCUCAGAAGCGCAUCGACGACCCCUCCCAAAAGGAUGAAUUAACAGAGAGCAUGCGCACUUUGCUGCGGUUCUCCAAGAUACUUCGCCAGAAGCGUAUGGACGCCGGAGCCUUGAACCUGGCUUCCCCCGAGGUCCGCAUCGAAGCCGACAACGACGAGGUUGGAGAUCCCCUGACCGAUGUGAAGACGAAGGCUAUGCUGGAGACGAAUAGCCUGGUCGAGGAAUUCAUGCUUCACGCCAAUAUUACUGUCGCAUCGAAGAUCUACAGCACUUUCUCGCAGACCGCUCUGCUACGACGUCACGCCACACCCCCGCCCCAGAACUUCGAGGAGCUCACGAAUCAGCUGUCUAAGAAGCGGAAUAUGAGGCUCGAUGUAUCCAGCUCCGGCGCGCUGGCUGAUUCGCUCGAUCGUUGCGUCGACGAGGCCAAUCCCUUCUUCAACACGUUGGUCCGUAUUCUUGCCACUCGGUGCAUGACGUCUGCAGAGUAUUUCUGCGCAGGUGCGCAUGGCGAGUCAGAGUUCCGCCACUACGGAUUGGCCUCUCCGAUCUAUACCCACUUCACCUCUCCGAUUCGACGAUACGCAGAUCUGUUAGUGCACAGGCAACUUGCGUCCGCCAUUGGAUACGAAGGCGAGGACGGACGCGCGCCAGUCGAAGGCGUCAUGACGCGGAAUCGACUGGAAGACAUCUGCCGCAAUAUCAACUACCGCCACCGCAACGCCCAGUUUGCCGGUCGUGCCAGCAUCGAGUACUACGUCGGCCAGGCACUCAAGGCACGUGGCGAGAAGGUGUCGGCCGACGGAGUGGACGGCGGGAUUGAAGAGGAAGGCUAUGUGAUGCGUGUUUUUGAAAACGGAGUGGUUGUCUUUGUGCCCCGUUUCGGAAUCGAAGGUGUGGUCCGUCUGGAAGAUUUCGUUCUCCCCGGGGACUCGGCGCUGAAGUCCGUGGAGGAAAGACGCGAGCUCGUGAUCCGCCGCGAGAGUGACUUUGACAACGAGGAGUACACUCUUCACGUCUCAGACAAGGGACAGACCGACAAAUCCCGGGGCUUGACCGUGGAACUUUUCCAGAAGGUCAAGGUCAAUGUGAGCUCUGUGAAGGAAGAGAGCGGACGGGGCGCAGGAAAGAGACGGGUGCGGAUCCUGGUACUGGGGGGUCAGAAAUAA